GGCGCGGGGCGCGCUUAUUGGCCGGCGGCGGGCGGGCGGGGCGGAGGUAGGCAGGGGCUGGCGCUGGUCGCUCUGUGUCCCCGCUGCUGCAGCAAGAUGGACUUCAACGUGAAGAAGCUGGCGUCCGACGCGGGGGUCUUCUUCACCCGGGCCGUGCAGUUUACUGAGGAAAAGCUGGGCCAAGCUGAGAAGACUGAACUAGAUGCACACUUUGAAAACCUUCUGGCCAGGGCAGACAGCACCAAGAACUGGACCGAGAAGAUUUUGCGUCAGACUGAAGUCUUGCUACAGCCAAACCCGAGUGCCAGAGUGGAAGAAUUCCUCUAUGAGAAACUAGACCGGAAGGUCCCAUCUCGGGUCACCAAUGGGGAGCUGCUGGCCCAGUACAUGUUGGAGGCAGCCAAUGACUUUGGGCCAGGGACUCCCUAUGGAAAGACCCUUAUCAAAGUGGGAGAGACCCAGAGGCGGCUGGGAGCAGCUGAACGAGACUUCAUCCACUCUUCCUCCAUCAACUUCCUGACUCCUUUGCGCAACUUCUUGGAAGGGGAUUGGCGAACUAUCUCUAAAGAGAGGAGAAUCCUGCAGAACCGUCGUCUGGAUCUGGAUGUCUCCAAGGCCAGGUUGAAGAAAGCCAAGGCAGCUGAGGCAAAAGCAGCGGCUGUGCCUGACUUUCACGAGACUAGACCUCGUAAUUUCGUUCUCUCCGCCAGCGCAUCAGCGCUUUGGAACGACGAGGUGGAAAAAGCAGAACAUGAGCUUCGGGUGGCCCAGACAGAGUUUGACCGGCAGGCAGAGGUGACGCGUCUCUUGCUGGAGGGGAUCAGCAGCACACAUGUGAAUCACCUCCGCUGUCUCCAUGAGUUUGCAGAAUCUCAGACCAACUACUAUGCUCAGUGUUACCAGUACAUGUUGGACCUGCAGAAGCAGCUGGGCAGCUCCAGAGGAGAAAUACUUCCAGGCACCUUUGUUGGCAAUGCAGAAUCCACAUCGCCUCCCCCAGCCACCACCUCUCCCACUACUGUUGCUGCUGCCACCAUUCCUGUUGUGCCCACCAUUCCUGUUGUGCCCACUGUAGUUGGGGCACCCAACCCCACUGCAGCUGCAGAGGGGACACUGAACCCGAAUGAAGUCAAGCCCCCUGCCAGUGGGACACGAAAGGCCCGUGUUCUCUAUGACUACGAAGCAGCAGACAGCAGUGAGCUGGCACUUCUAGCAGAUGAGAUGAUCACUGUGUACAGCCUGCCGGGCAUGGAUCCAGACUGGCUGAUAGGGGAGAGGGGUAACCAGAAGGGAAAAGUUCCUGUUACCUACUUAGAACUGCUCAGUUAAAUGCUGGCGGGAAGGAGAUUCUACAAGCAAAAUGCAUCCCUCCAUCUCCUAGCAUUUUGAAGGCAGAUUUCUUCAUGAGACCAUUGCUCUCUCUUCAGGGUCAAAACUCACUAACAUAGGAUUUGAGAAAGGCAAUGAGGCUGGUGCUAAAUGGUGGGUUUUUGCGGGUGGGGUGUGGGAGAAAAGGGUCACUGUCGCCUUUUCCAGGCCCCAGGACUGAAUUCAUUAACUACCAAUGCUGCCUGUUUUGAGGGUUAGUUGUCAUGGACGCAUGAUGUUCCUUCCCUCCCUGCCCUGGUCUUGUUUAAUGCGCUGGCUUCCCAGGAGCCAGCGCUGUCUCCUUGCUCAGCAGCUGCUCGCUGGGGUGGGGAUCACAGUUUCUUGUGUUCAGUAGUACCCAUCUCUCCCUCUGUCCUUUUUUGUCUCUUUAGAUGUUCUUCCUGAGUACUUUUUUUGCCUGGGCCAAACUUUGUGUUCUAGUGGGGACCCAAGUCCCUUUCCAAAUCUACCCAUGCUUAAACACUAACUGUGGUAUGUUCCAACUCCAAAGAACAAACAGAUUAAGAGUUUUUCUCUACAGCUGAACAAAGAACUAGUUAAGAAAACAAUUCUCAAUCCAAAGUACUCUUAGUCUGUGGGUAACAAUGUAGGGCUUCAUAGCAGCCUUGCUUGGCACUAAUAGUGUCUGGCUAUGACCUGGUACAGUGACCUGUGAAAUGGAAAGAAAGCUUCUCGGAUCAGAACAAAUUAACUACCCAGGGCCCAUAUUGCAAGAAUGAACUUUCUCAGUGCAAGGGACCAUGCAUCUUGCUUGCAUUUCCUCCAAGAAAUUAGUCUUGGGCUGGAAGGAGUUUACAAACCUUUUAAAAGAAACAAAGUAAGCUUUGCUCUGUGUUACUUGUCCAGGCUCACUUAUUUUCCUUUUUGUGUGGGUUUUUUUUUUUCCAGGCCUGCUUUUUACAGGGGUGGGGGAUUAGCCUGAUUAGUUAUUUCUUAAAUAUCAAAUUGUUUAAUUCUAAUGCCUUCCUCCCCUCUAGUAGAGAACAGACCUGGUGUAUCCUUAUGGCAUGAGGGAUGUUUCACUGGCACUUCUGACCAUAUACCAAGCAGCAGUUAAAACUCUCUGCUUUUUUUCACCCCUACCCCAUUUGCUCUCAAAGAUGCCCUUGUGACUUACCUCCCACCAUUCUCUGUGGUGGAUUUAAAGUCCUCAAUUCUGGGUGAGAAGAGCUAAGUGAAAAGAUCUGGAUAGUGAAACUAGUCUGUCAGUGAGCUGGGUAGAAAAGUAGCACUUGACUGCACCAAGAUCUGUUCCCUACCCUACCCUUGGUAUGUCUAGACACUGACUUGCUUGUUUGUUCAUUGAUCUUUUUGC
Messenger RNA from Alligator sinensis (Chinese alligator), 2704 nucleotides. It is a transcript of the gene SH3GLB2, whose product is annotated as SH3 domain containing GRB2 like, endophilin B2. Gene Ontology annotation, cellular component: cytoplasm; membrane. NCBI's taxonomy places the organism in Eukaryota, Metazoa, Chordata, Crocodylia, Alligatoridae. Gene Ontology annotation, molecular function: protein binding. The record is from RefSeq and is a predicted model, not a curated record. The coding region runs from base 97 to 1329 and encodes 410 amino acids. The transcript is spliced from 12 exons. Gene Ontology annotation, biological process: membrane organization.